Molecule: messenger RNA, 418 nt
Organism: Saccostrea cuccullata (small rock oyster)
Lineage: Eukaryota; Metazoa; Mollusca; Bivalvia; Ostreida; Ostreidae
Product: perlucin-like
Exons: 4
Coding region: 1-372 (123 amino acids)
Molecular function (GO): signaling receptor activity
Source: RefSeq, a predicted model, not a curated record
AUGGAAAGUAUAUUGGCGAUAUGUAAGGCGUUUGAGUCUGACCUGGCAUCUAUAGAAUCUAGUGACGAGAACCUUCUCAUCGAGGGCUAUUUACAAACCAAGCAUCCUCAUGACAAUGACAAAAUAGCCGCGGACUACUGGAUCGGAGGAAAUGACAUCGAGGCCGAGGGUCAAUUUAAAUGGAUUGGAUCGGAGCAGCCGUUUACGUUCACCUACUGGAUGACAGGACAACCGGAUCCCUCGGAACAGGAUUGUGUCGAGAUCCGGGGAGUUAACAACUUCCGGUGGCAUGACGAAACGUGCACCCAUCAGCACCGCUUUAUUUGCGAAAAGCCGAUGGGUUCUCCGCCAGAUAUCAAUGUCAUCGGCUGAACCUUCUGACGUCAUUAUCGUGUGCAAUUAAAAGUAAAUAUUUAAA